AUGACUUCGAUGGAUUACGACUCUGCAGAGCCUUUAACAUCUACGGGAAGGCCACUGAGCUAUGCGACAAUAACUGUUCGUGUCAUCAAAUCAUUCCCAUACAGGAACGUGAAGAAUAUAAUAAUGAAAAACUAUGAUUUACAAAAGAAGAGUGCCAAGGAUUUACUAAAUGAUUGUGUGCAGGUGAUUCAAAAUGAUGGCUCUUACAGACCAUAUCGCAACGUUGAAUACGACUGCUUAAAGAUCUAUACACAUGCGCAUGGGUCAAAGACAGUUAAUCUGGUUAUAAAUUUUGAAAAAGACAAGGAGCAAAUUCUUGAUAUGCAGAAUGAAGAUAAAAAACUGUAUCAAUAUGGGAUUGAAAAUGAAACUGAAAUUUCGCUUUUCAAAUACAAUGACUAUUUGGAAUUUAAGUCAAAACCGGAAGAAAAAUGGCUAUAG
Molecule: messenger RNA, 441 nt
Organism: Zygotorulaspora mrakii
Lineage: Eukaryota; Fungi; Ascomycota; Saccharomycetes; Saccharomycetales; Saccharomycetaceae
Gene: AIM29
Product: Aim29p
Exons: 1
Coding region: 1-441 (146 amino acids)
Source: RefSeq, a predicted model, not a curated record